Messenger RNA from Cercospora beticola, 1731 nucleotides. RefSeq names its product fructose 1,6-bisphosphate 1-phosphatase (gene FBP1). Gene Ontology annotation, cellular component: cytosol; cytoplasm. Lineage: Eukaryota; Fungi; Ascomycota; Dothideomycetes; Mycosphaerellales; Mycosphaerellaceae. Gene Ontology annotation, biological process: gluconeogenesis; fructose metabolic process; fructose 6-phosphate metabolic process. The record is from RefSeq and is a predicted model, not a curated record. Gene Ontology annotation, molecular function: fructose 1,6-bisphosphate 1-phosphatase activity.
CAUGGUUUAAAGGUAGAGCCAUCACCCGACACUGAAGAAAACUGCUGCUUCUCCCCCCAACUUCCCAAGUUCUUUCACCUUGUGACGUUCUUCAGCCCAGCAUACUUCAUACUCCACUUUGCUGAUAUCAUACUGGGCUUUGCUCCAUCACGAAGCUCAGAUUUCGUACUUGCUACGUAGUAGGAGGCUGCUCACGAGCAAAACUAGAGUGCACGCUGGGACGAUUCUGAAAAGCAAUUCCUCAACAAUUAUACAGCGAAGAUGGCAUCUGGCGUGAAAGCUGAAGGAGGAGCUGUUGGCGGCGAGAGCAUCAACACCGAGAUUGUGACACUCUCGCGAUACUUGAGUGAGGAGCAGUCAAAACACAAGGAAGCAACAGGAGACUUUACGCUGCUGUGCCACGCACUGCAAUUCUCCUUCAAGUCGAUAGCAUAUUACAUCCGACGAGCCUCGUUGAUCAACCUUUCCGGACUUGCGGGAUCCUCGAACACAACCGGCGAUGACCAGAAAAAGCUUGAUGUGAUUGGCAACGAUGUGUUCAUCGCAGCAAUGCGUUCGAGCGGCCGUGUCCGUGUCCUGGUCUCAGAAGAAGAGGAGGAAGCUAUCAUCUUUGACAACAACCCUCAUGCACGCUACGCUAUUGCCUGCGAUCCCAUCGAUGGCAGUAGCAACUUGGAUGCUGGUGUGUCAGUGGGCACAAUCUUCGGCAUCUACAGACUCGAGGAGGGUGCAAAGGGCACGAAAGAGGACCUGCUCCGGCCAGGUACCGAUCUCGUUGCAGCUGGGUUCACCAUGUACGGUGCAUCGGCUCAGCUUGUGCUCACCAUGAAGGGCGGUGCUGUCAAUGGCUUCACCAUGGAUAAUGCCCUCGGCGAGUUCAUCCUUACACACCCGAACAUGCAGAUGCCCAAGCGAAGAGCAAUCUACAGCUGUAACGAGGGUAACAGCAAAUACUGGGGAGAGCCAGUCAAGGAGUGGGUGGAGAGCCUGAAGAACGCCGAGAAGCCAUAUUCUGCAAGAUACAUCGGAUCCAUGGUGGCCGAUGCCUACCGGACACUGCUGUACGGAGGCAUCUUCGCCUACCCAGCCGACAAGAAGUCGCCGAAGGGCAAGCUCCGAAUUCUGUACGAGUGCGGUCCCAUGGCCAUGGUUUUCGAGCAAGCUGGUGGUCAAGCCGUGGACAGCAACAUGCGCCGGAUGUUGACUGUCGUGCCUGAACACAUCCACGACCGAAGCGGUAUUUUCUUGGGCAGUUACGAUGAGGUGCAAAAGGUCAUUGAUAUCCACAAGAAGCAUGGUAUGACAGCAUAAGUGCGGCCAGAAGCAAAUGAAGGCGUUGUCCGGUGGAGGUUCACCACAGACUUGAUAGCGCAUGAAUCAUCAAGCACUUCGUCGUUUCAGAGCAAUCUAGUGGCUGAGUGAUCGCGUAUUUGAUAUAGCAAGGCCGCGGAGUUGGUCAUACCUUGUGCUGCGACGCGUGAUGAUUUUCCUUUACGCGUCGUCUCUGUGUAAGGCUGUGAGAUCAAGAUCCACGAACUGGCUGUCCCUCAACGCGAUGUCACUGCGCUCCAAUGAGUCCGGUAUGAUCUGUAGAAUAUCGUACAAAAUGGAAUCCGGCAGUGUCCCAUGCGAUACGAGAUUGUGCUCCUCUGGGCCAAAAAUAUCGCCGAGCGCGAAGCCUGAUCACGACACAACCCGCGAAUCAUCUCAAACUCAAUUGCAACUUCCAAG